CCAUUUAAGAUAAGAAAGAUGUUGAAUAUAUUAAAGGUGGAGAUAUUGAAGACCACACCCCUUGGUCUUUUCACGGUUAAACAAUAUUUGUAAAUACUUGUUGUGGAAGUACAGUUCCGUAUUACAAGUUUUUCAGAUAAUCGUGUCAAAGGUAGAAUGAUUCUUUAUAUUUUUCAAUAUUUCCUUCUUCAACAAGUUUCAGUUUUAGGAUCCAUGAAAAUGUCAGCUAAGUCUAAUAUGGUAGACUGGGAUCCAUACUAUCCUGGAGAAGUAAAUGAACAGGACAAAACCAAACCCCCUUCUCCUCUUCAAUAUCAACACAAUCUCGUCAAGGAGGACCAUCUCCAGAUUGUUGAUGACCUUCUCCCCCUGGGUAGAAGGGAUGAGAAGACUAGUAAACAAGAUGAACAGAAUAUAAAUACAGAUGAGCUGGGUCAAGAUGAGAAACAGUUUGCUGGUAUCACAGUUAGCCCUAGUCUCCUUUAUGUUGGAUUGUAUCAACCUGAGAAUAUUAUUAUCCAUGUUACUCAGAACCUUAUUAACUUCGUAUCAUCCACACUCUUCUGGUUCUUCCUUCUCUUCCUUACCAGGGUAAUUAUCAAAAUGGGGGCCUAGGGUAAUAUUUAAGACC
This is a messenger RNA of Eurytemora carolleeae, 631 nucleotides long. RefSeq lists its product as uncharacterized. The transcript has 4 exons. Bases 157 to 615 code for a protein of 152 amino acids. NCBI's taxonomy places the organism in Eukaryota, Metazoa, Arthropoda, Copepoda, Calanoida, Temoridae. The record is from RefSeq and is a predicted model, not a curated record.